AUGGCACCUGCAGGUUUUUCGGACAACCCAAAGGCAGUUUCCAGUGAGGACCAGACCAGCAGUGGUCUCUCUCUUGCUUUUUCCUGCUAUGAUGACUGGACUAAAUCAAUGCUGGAUCCUGUACACGAAAAAGGCAGUUAUGCACUAUGGUUGAGGAACUACUGUCUGUCAUUGCGCUAUACUAUCCUGUUCGGUAGUUUCAUCUAUAAAGGGACUACCAAGGAACCUGUGGGACACAACACUGAGCCACUAUAG
This is a messenger RNA of Sphenostylis stenocarpa, 255 nucleotides long. The record is from the annotation of a GenBank genome assembly. NCBI's taxonomy places the organism in Eukaryota, Viridiplantae, Streptophyta, Magnoliopsida, Fabales, Fabaceae.